This is a messenger RNA of Mizuhopecten yessoensis (Yesso scallop), 2901 nucleotides long. Its product is annotated as leucine-rich repeat-containing protein 14-like. Lineage: Eukaryota; Metazoa; Mollusca; Bivalvia; Pectinida; Pectinidae. The record is from RefSeq and is a predicted model, not a curated record. Bases 24 to 1655 code for a protein of 543 amino acids. The transcript has 7 exons. Gene Ontology annotation, cellular component: cytoplasm.
CUGGAUUUGUGAGUGACGUCACAAUGUCGUUGACGGACGCUAUGGACGAUAUUGACUACGAGACCAUUCGGUUCAACGUGAACGAGAGCCAGUCCCGACACCCACUAUGGAUGACCGAGGCCCACUUUAUCUACCACCUCUACAGGGACGCUGAAGGGGUACUCAGCUGUCACAAGGACACUUCCGGGGAACCAGUGUGUUCUCCAAGGCACUUAGCAAACUUAUGUAUGAACAAGCUUGUGUGUGACCCUGGGCGUGUGUUUGGGCACAUGAAGGCGCGGGCUAUGCCAGGAGGCAUUUAUCCCGCACUGCUGUCGGAGGCUAUCUUUCAGAGGGAACUGCAUACUAUCAACUUCCUCGUGAGCACGUGGCCCACAACCGUUCUUGACCUGCAGUCAGCCAUGCCCGUCGAAGACCUGAGUGAUGAUGAAAUACUGACCACACCGGUAGAGGAGAAGGACGGACUGACCAUCCUCGACUGUGUCGUCUAUGCUCUACUCGCCCUCCGGCCACAGUCAAACCUCAAAAUGAUCAACUUCUCAGGAUUCACUGACCGGAAGUUGUCCCGAGAGCUCUCCCGACUUCCGCUACUGUGGAUGAAUCCGGACGACCGGACAGUUGACCGGAUCCACGAUAUACUGGUCAGGACUAUCGAUAUAAGCAGAGAAAAGGUGCAAAAGUACCUAAACAGAUUUAACCUCAUCUACGCAAACAUGGACCCGUACAUAAAACAUGGUAACCAGUUCGAGCCGGUAACGAUUAUACUGGACUGUAAGAUAACGCUGGAUGAUGUCCCUAUUGGUCUGGGCCUCCAGUAUGAGACACCCUUCCGGUUCGGCUGCAAGAGGGUGUGGAUGGAACCCAUUCCUGAAAUAUCGCUGCCAAUGACUGGAAUCAACCAGGUUCUGGAGCUCAGGGACCUGACUCAGGUGGAGUACUCUGACCCACACAUCUGUCAUGAUAUGGAUAAGCUGGGAGCUCUCAUGGAAGGUUUACAUCUUCUUCCCCACCUCCAGGCCCUCAGCUUCCCAAACACAAUCCACUCAGAUGGACACGAGAACGCAGUGAAAUACUUCGCCUCCGGUAUUGGUAAACUUCCAAUGUUGCGCAAACUGAACUUAGCGUCAUGCAACCUUCGGGAACAACUGGACACAAUUCUAUCAGAACUGACUCAGGACAUCACGUACCUGAAUCUUCGUGACUGUCGUCUCUGUGAUGAUGAUAUAGUAAAUAUACGGCUGUGGAAUAAUGUUACCGGACUAAAAGAGCUGAAUCUGAGCAGGAACAACUUAAAGACGUCCCACCUUGCCGUUGGCGACAUCCUACAGGCGGUACCAACCAUUGGAUGUUUCUCCGUGUCCUAUUGUAGUUUGUCAAACUCCCAGCUAGAGACAAUUGCACAGAAGUGUAUAGAUUUGAAAAAUUUGAAAUUGUUAGGGUUGCAGAGUUUCACCCCUCCAGUCAUGGAAGAUAUGGAAUCUCUGCUCCAAAUCUGUUCACUCAUAGACUCGCUUCAGAAGUGCUAUAUUCUCCCAGACGCAUUUGCGUUUCCUGGAGGGAACAGUGCCUUUCGAUACGAAAAUAGGAUGUUGUUUACUGCAAAUUGCGAAACAUUCCUGCAACAGAUAGGACGACCUGAUAUUGACUUGGAAUGAGGACCGAAAAAUAAAACGUACUUAAGGUAAAGGGUACCAUUGCAUCAGUUAUAAUCGCAAAAAAGAGUUCCACUCAGAGGUUUUAUUUGAUUUUUGACUUGGAGUAGCAGCCAAUUGGAGUUGAUAACAUUGAAAAAGUGUAUGAAGAUCUGGACUUUGUUCCAUAAGGGUUUUUUUCGGGUUUUUUCCUCUAUUUGUCAUUAAUUUCAAACCAUUUAAAUUUCGAACAACUGUAAUUCUUUAGAAUGCAUCGCAAAAUGUGUUUUUUAUGGAAUACUUCUUUUGGCUUGAACAGAUAUUUCAUAAAAAGACAAUGGUAAUACUAUAGUUUAACUAGGUAGUACCCUUUACCUUGAAGUCAAAAACAUGACAUCUCUUUGACCAUUUGGUACCAAACAUGAUCAUCUGCUCUAGUUAACAACCUCGCACGUGAGAAGAAGUUAGUUAGGGUUGAUCAAGAACCGCGAACAUCAAGCAUCCGUGUCAUGAGAAUUACAGGGACUUGUUACAGCUGUAUUUGGACCUAAACUGAGGUGUUCUGUGUAAUUUGCACGUUUUAUGGGUUUAGAUCAACUUUCGGUAAAAAUGCAAACGCAAUAAUCAAGUUAUUGAUGGCAUAUUACAUGUUCUAAGGGCUAAGAUAAACUUUCGGUAUAUUACAUGUUUUAUGGGUUUAGAUCAACUAUCGGUAAAAUGGCACCCCAAUUGAUGGUAUAUAUAGUACACGUUUUAGGUGUUUAGAUAAACUUUCGGUAAAAAUAUGCCACUCUCAAGGAUGAUUUACACUUGAUAUUAACCCCUAAAACGUAAAAUUACUCUGAACACCUCAUACAUAAUUAUCUUCUCAACACGGAAGGAUGUAAAUCGAGAGCGAGGCGAUUCAUAUUCCGAGGAUGACGACGGCUACACGCGGUGUCUUUUACUGGCCUAGAACCAAUCAAAAGCCUGUGCUGUAUCGAAACAAAAGGAAAGUGCCAGUCCAACGGGGCUUGGCCUCGUCCACGGCACAUUGUGUGGUACUGAAGUAUAGCUAAAAGCAUUAAUAAUAGUAAUUUUACGUUAUGCACAUUGUAGAAUUUUGUAGGCUUUUAUUUUUGCAUAAAUUGGUCAAAGACUGUCACUCGCCAUGAACAUGACUGUGAUGAAGGGGGUCGCCAGUUUUCCCCAUCACUCCCCAUUUGUCCCAUGUACAUUCCCACUCCGUUUUGUUAUAUAAACACAUUUACGGAAGUAAAACGUUUUUUUU